Molecule: messenger RNA, 1161 nt
Organism: Erinaceus europaeus (western European hedgehog)
Lineage: Eukaryota; Metazoa; Chordata; Mammalia; Eulipotyphla; Erinaceidae
Gene: PAX4
Product: paired box 4
Exons: 12
Coding region: 1-1161 (386 amino acids)
Biological process (GO): anatomical structure development; regulation of transcription by RNA polymerase II
Molecular function (GO): RNA polymerase II cis-regulatory region sequence-specific DNA binding; DNA-binding transcription factor activity, RNA polymerase II-specific
Source: RefSeq, a predicted model, not a curated record
AUGCAGCAGGAAGGGCUAAGCAGUGUGAAUCAGCUGGGUGGGCUCUUUGUGAAUGGCCGGCCUCUGCCCCUGGACACCCGGCAGCAGAUCGUUCGCCUAGCGGUCAAUGGGAUGCGGCCCUGUGACAUCUCUCGGAGCCUCAAGGUAUCUAAUGGUUGUGUGAGCAAGAUCCUAGGCCGUUAUUACCGCACAGGGAUUUUGGAGCCCAAGGGGAUAGGGGGGAGCAAGCCACGCCUGGCCACACCUCCUGUGGUGGCCAGAAUCGCCCAGCUGAAGGGUGAACGCCCAGCCCUGUUUGCCUGGGAGAUCCAGCGCCAACUCUGUGCUGAAGGGCUUUGCACCCAGGACAAGAAGCCCAGUGUAUCCUCCAUCAACCGAGUCCUGCGGGCACUACAGAAGGACCACAGACUGCCCUGGGCACUGUGCAGGCCUCCAGCUAUUUUGGCUCCAGUUCCUCAUCCUCCCCAUGGCCCUGAGGCUCCCCGGGGUCCUCACCCAGGGACCAGCCAUCGGAAUCGGACUAUCUUCUCUCCAGGACAGGCUGAGGCACUAGAGAAAGAGUUCCAGCGUGGCCAGUAUCCUGACUCAGUAGUUCGUGGCAAGCUGGCUGCUGCCACCUCUCUGCCUGAGGACACGGUAAGGGUCUGGUUUUCCAACCGAAGAGCCAAGUGGCGCAGACAAGAGAAGCUCAAGUGGGAAAUGCAGCUCACAGGUGCUCCUCAGGGUCUGACUGUACCAGGUGCUUCCCCAGGGAUCAUCUCUGCACAGCAGCCCCCUGGCAAUGCGCCUACAGCAGCCCUGCCUGCCUUGGAAUCCUUGGGUCCUUCCUGCUAUCAGCUGUGCUGGGGGACAGUCCCAGACAGGUGUCCAGGUGAUGCCCCACCUCAAGCCUGUCUCAAGUCCUGCUGUGGUGAGAAUCUAGUCCAGACCUUCAUUCCGCAAGGUGUGAGGAGGGGUGGGAAUGGAUUGCUGGUGGUGCACUAUAUGGGAUGGGGCAUGUUUGUUCACUCACCUCUGGAGCAGUUUCUCCUGGAGGAUGUGGAUUUUGGUAAGUGUCAUCCUUUUGGUCUGGGGAUGGAUGAUGAAAUAAAAACCUUUGGUCAGCCGUUUGCUGAAAUCUGGUAUUCAGGAAACAAUAAGAUCCUGUGGGUUCACGAUUAG